AUGUCACUUUCCGAUCUGCCCGAUGACAUUCUCAUUCGUCUUUUGUCGGAAUCGUCACCUCGAGAUGUGGCACGAGCGAAACGUCUCAAUCAUCGUUUUAAUCACAUCGUCGAACGAUACAAUAUUGGCAAACCAAUUGUCAAAGAGUUCAGCGUUGAAUCGCGUCUGGCGACGACGCCGACAAGGCCUUUCGGAAAACUGCGAAUCGGCAACAUGCUCACCGCGAAACAGCGCAGACGGCUGGUCGUUACAAUGAAAAGAGAAAAAGGUUCGAAAUGUGUGGAACGUGUGGAUGAUCCAGGCUGCUCGAAUGACCAAAAAGAGUUCAUUCAAGAGAAUAUGAGAAAAGUUGUGAUGAGCGAGCGUCUUUCUUUCGAUGGUGUCACAUUAGACAACGACUUUUAUAAUAUGCUCACAGCACGAUGGAACGAUUUAAGGCACGUGUCUUCGCUCUCACUGUCAUUCUGCCACAUCCAUCUCUCGAGCGCCCAGUUUGCUGACCUCCUUUCCCGCAUGUCAAUCCGUCAUAUGAUCCUCGACUUUUGCACAUUCGAUUCGAUGCUCGUUUCCGAUAAAGUGCUUCGAGAAUUACCGUAUCUCGAAACUCUCAAAAUCCAGCCGAGAUCUCAUUGUUGCCUCAGCGAUCUCACCGACGCAACGUUGAACUUUUGGGCAGCGAAAGAGCAGGUGCCAAGGACUGUGCAGAUGUACAAUUGCGCGACAAGAGUGAGCAUCGAUGGUAUUAAAAGUUUACUAACGACAGCAACCGCUCAAACCAGUUCGGUACCCAUCGAUUGGGAUUUCGGUCUGUUGCUGGAACCUGCGCAAAUCGAUAAUAUCAUGAUGUCGCUAAUCUUCUCUCCAGGAGUCCAUGUCACCGUGCAAGACGAUUUCCGCUCCAAACGUGUCCAAUUGAACAAUCGGGCCGAAAAGGCGCAACUCUCAUUCAAUUUAUUCCAAUCCUUGCCGCCAACAAGCUAUACAAUAGUUGGAUGCAAAGCUAGCAAAAAUGGCGAUAAGACUGCCGGUCUUGCACAGCCCAAUAACAAUCAAGUUCUUCUGCAUAUAAACGUUUUCAAAGGAAUGAAUGAUCCAAGAAAAUCUGAGGAAAUUCCACGUUUCAUCACUGACGCGAUGUGUCUAAUGUCCGACUUGUACAACGACACCGAAUUAUCGGAUUUGAUAACUCUUUCGAAAAGCGACUAUCACAUCAACGAUUUUUUGCUUUCACAGCCGAUAUUCGAUCUUCAUUAUGAUUAUAAUGAAUACGAGGAUAAUAGUGUUGAGCCGCGAUCUCUGAAAUUCAACCAAUUACGAAUAUUCCUUAUUGGUCUUUUCUUCUUUUUGGUGUUCAUGUAUCUUCUAUUCGAUUGCCUUGUAUAUACGGAGAAAUCAAAAAGUCUUGUCAAGGAUUAUCUUCGUCGUCAGGAGAAAUUCCAGAAGGACACUGAGAAAUUGAAACAAAUGAAAGGAACUAAUCCGCAACUGGAAGUGACGUCGCCAAAUACGCGAAAUGUUUCUCAAAUUUCACCAACAACGAUUAAUAUGCUGACACCGACUAACCAAAUUUCUCCAAAUAAUGUGAGUACCCUUCCAAAUUCGAAGAAUUCAAUGAAAAAAUCGAAAACUAGCAAAAUCUCGGCUCCCACUAGCGUUGGCUAA
Molecule: messenger RNA, 1662 nt
Organism: Caenorhabditis bovis
Lineage: Eukaryota; Metazoa; Nematoda; Chromadorea; Rhabditida; Rhabditidae
Source: the annotation of a GenBank genome assembly